Messenger RNA from Caenorhabditis elegans, 1012 nucleotides. It is a transcript of the gene F17C8.6, whose product is annotated as Rx_N domain-containing protein. NCBI's taxonomy places the organism in Eukaryota, Metazoa, Nematoda, Chromadorea, Rhabditida, Rhabditidae. Gene Ontology annotation, molecular function: monoatomic cation channel activity. Bases 10 to 849 code for a protein of 279 amino acids. The record is from RefSeq and is marked reviewed. Gene Ontology annotation, biological process: monoatomic cation transmembrane transport. The transcript is spliced from 4 exons.
GCUAUCAUCAUGGAGAACUUCUCAUUGUUAUACUCAUCUGAAGAAGAUGCACUUCUCUCGUAUGCCGAUAUUCGAAAUUUCCAACUUGUUUGGAAUAUGGUGGAUAUUGAACAGAAACGAUCAAUUCCAGUGAGACGUGUCAAAUUUCUGUUGAGAUUGUUAAAAGGAAGACUGGAAGUUAAUGAUGAAUCCGAUGGAUUGUUGUUUAAGCAUAUGUGCCAUGAAAUGGAACGAUUGCAUAAUGGAGAUGAUGUUUCAUUUCAUGAUGUUCUCAACAUGCUCUCGUAUCGAAGUGUUGAUAUUCGAAAAAGUUUACAACUGGAAGAAUUACUUCAAAGAGAAGAACUUGAAUACAUAAUUGAAGAAGAAGUUGCAAAGCACACUAUUCGGGCGUGGCUAGAGAAUUGUUUGAAAAACAUCAAAGCCAAGCAGAAUAAUACUCUUGGAAAAAUGAGCUCAAUUGGGUCAACAUUUGCAUUUCCACAAUCUCAAGAAGUAUUAACAAAAGGAGUUGUGCUCACGGAGGCUUCUCCUGAAGAAGAUUCAUUGCAAGGAGAUAAGGGCAGUGGAAAGAAGAAGGCUCAGAGAGGCAACUCUAUUACAGAGAUAGUGGCAGAAGCGCAAAAGAAAAGUGUAAAACGAGCAACUGAUAAAAUAAGUGAACGUCGUGGAACACUUCGUCAAAUGCAAAUGGGAACAUAUGAUGAAUUGGAAGAAGUUGAAGAAGACGAAGAUACUGACGGAGAAAUCAGAAGAUCAUCAUUUGAAUAUUCAGGAGUUGAUAUGAUUCAAAUGUCACAUGAAAAACAACUGGAAGAUGUGAAAACUUGGUGGACGUUGUGUGAUUAAACGGGUUGCAACCAUACGUGUUUGUUUUUAUUUUCAAAUUACCCUUAUUUCUUUCAUGUUUUAGGACAUUUCCAUAGCUCAGAGAAAGAAGCUCAGAUUAUGAUGAUCUUAGUAUUAUGAUACGGUUAUUUAGAAUAAAUAUAUUCCAUUUUUCAACAAAAAA